Molecule: messenger RNA, 771 nt
Organism: Adineta steineri
Lineage: Eukaryota; Metazoa; Rotifera; Eurotatoria; Adinetida; Adinetidae
Source: the annotation of a GenBank genome assembly
AUGUCAGCGUAUCAACCAGAUCCGAUGGAUACAAUAUAUGCAUUUUGUAAAGCACGUAACUAUUUUGGUCAAUCUAGUACCAUGAUAUAUCGUUGGCUGUUAACUAUGGCUUGCAUUGAUCGAUAUACUUCAUCAACAGCUAAUGCUCGUAUACGCAGGUUUGCUGAUCCACAUAUUGCUUCUUGUGUUGUAUUGAUUAUUGCCAUCAUUUGGAUGAUAUUACCUUUGCAUAAUUGGAUUUUUCGUAUGAUCAAUGAGAGCGGAUGUACUUGGUCUCCCUCUCUUGUUGCAACGUAUAAUAGUGCUUUGGUAGUUAUAUUUGGUUUCACAGUUCCAACAACAGUUAUGAUUACAUGUGCUGUGCUCAUUAAUAAUAAUCUUAGGCAUAAACGCAUUCGUCGUCAAAAUAUCGUUUCGCCAAUAGGUGAGAAUCAAGCGAAUCGUUUAGUCAGAGCACGUGAUCGGCAAACAUUAGUCAUGUUAUAUGUUGAAAUCAUUUUUUAUAUAAUCUUCACAUUACCUUGGACGAUUUUUACAGUAUAUUAUGUUUUAACGGUCUCCGUCACACACAAGACGAACGAUCAAAUAGCUAUUGAAGGAUUUCUUCAAUUUCUGACGGAAACGCUCGUUUAUUUGUAUCCGACUUUGUCAUUCUAUUUAUAUACAUUAGCAUCGCAUACAUUUCGUCAAGAGUUAGUAAAAAUUAUAUCUGCUAUCAUCAUCACCAACAAUCAAUGCUACGAUCGUAUUCGGCGUAUUGUCCCGAAUUAA